Messenger RNA from Mesoplodon densirostris (Blainville's beaked whale), 753 nucleotides. Its product is annotated as histone H2A.V. Gene Ontology annotation, cellular component: nucleosome. Bases 96 to 482 code for a protein of 128 amino acids. Lineage: Eukaryota; Metazoa; Chordata; Mammalia; Artiodactyla; Ziphiidae. The transcript is spliced from 5 exons. The record is from RefSeq and is a predicted model, not a curated record. Gene Ontology annotation, molecular function: DNA binding; protein heterodimerization activity; structural constituent of chromatin.
GCUCUGGCGGCGGCGGUGGCGGCGGCGGCGGUCCGUGCUGCGCGAGCGGUGGCGGCGGCGGCUCGGCGGGACCGAGGGCGGGAGCGGCCGAGACCAUGGCUGGAGGCAAAGCUGGAAAGGACAGUGGGAAGGCCAAGGCUAAGGCAGUGUCUCGCUCACAGAGAGCUGGGUUACAGUUUCCCGUGGGCCGUAUCCACAGACAUUUGAAGACUCGCACCACAAGUCACGGAAGGGUCGGUGCCACUGCUGCAGUGUACAGUGCCGCAAUUCUGGAGUACCUCACUGCUGAGGUGCUGGAGCUGGCAGGUAAUGCUUCCAAGGAUCUCAAAGUUAAGCGGAUCACUCCGCGCCACUUGCAACUUGCAAUCCGUGGUGAUGAAGAGUUGGAUUCUCUUAUCAAGGCUACCAUAGCUGGGGGUGGUGUGAUCCCUCACAUCCACAAGUCUCUGAUUGGAAAGAAGGGACAGCAGAAAACUGCUUAGAGACUUGUUCUAACCAAGCCUCUUCCUCCCCGUCAUUGUACUGUAACUGGGACAGAAGAAAUAAUGGGGAUAUGUGGAAUUUUUAAAACAGUUAAGUGGAAAAGCAUAGACAAUUGCUGUAGACAUGAAAAAGAAACAUUUGUAUGUUCUUAGACUCGAAGUUGGAUAAAAAUAUCUUUUCAUGUGGCAACAGUUGUGUGUUGAUUGGCUAGGUUUCUCCCAUGUGUUUUAUACAAAAAUGGAAUUGAUAAACCAUUUUUUAAAAAAAUAA